Molecule: messenger RNA, 1611 nt
Organism: Saprolegnia parasitica CBS 223.65
Lineage: Eukaryota; Oomycota; Saprolegniomycetes; Saprolegniales; Saprolegniaceae
Exons: 7
Coding region: 147-1541 (464 amino acids)
Biological process (GO): transmembrane transport
Molecular function (GO): transmembrane transporter activity
Source: RefSeq, a predicted model, not a curated record
AGAGCCAGCUGCAGCAGCGCUUCCACGCGAUUCCCAAGGCCCAGUACGAGGUCCUCUUUAACCUCUCGUACAGUCUCUACUCGGUGCCCAACGUCAUCUUGCCCUUUUUUGGCGGCCUGCUCGUCGACAAGUAUGGCGUGCGCGCCAUGACGCUCGGGCUCUCGGCCAUCGUGCUCCUCGGCCAAGUCGUCGUGGCGCUUGGCUGCACCUUCAAGAACUUUUACAUCAUCCUCGCGGGCCGCGUCAUCUUUGGCCUUGGCGGCGAGACCAUGUGGGUCGCCCAAAGCACCUUUAUGACCCAAUGGUUUGACAGCACGGAGCUCGCGUUCGCCUUCGGCGUCAACACGUGCAUUGCCCGCAUGGGCACGGUCCUCAACGACAAGCUCAGCCCGAUCAUCGCUGACGAGUACAGCGUCUCGGCCGCGCUCUGGGUCGGUGUCGUUCUCUGCGUCGCAUCGCUCCUCUGCAACGUCCUUCUCGCCCACAUCGACCGGCGAGCCGAAGUCGUCCAUGGGUCGCUCGUUGCCAAGCUCGAUGACGUCGACACGGCGCCGCCUCGCCUUCGCGACAUUCGCCGCUUCAGCUGGUCGUUCUGGGUGAUUGCGGUCAAAUACGUGGUCUUUUACGCGUGCAUUGGGCCUUUCAACAACGUAGCGAGCUCGCUCUUCAUGGAGCGCGAGUAUUUCAAGACACCGACGUCGCCCGACUGCCAGCGCUGCGGUCUCGGCGCCUACGAACUCUACUGCGAUGCGAUUGCGCCGUCGUGCCCGCCCGUGCCGCCGUUUAGCUGGCCGCUGCCACAGCUUUCGGCCAACUGCUCGAUCGAGACGGCCGCCGACCAGUACCGCUGCAGCAACGUACCACCCUACAUUCAAGACGAAGGCAUCAACUGCGACGACAGUGCAUGGCGCAACGGCAAGUUCACGGCCAUGUACUGCGCCAAGAAGAGCGCGGCCGCCGAGACCGCGGCGUCGACGAUGAGCAUCGCGCCUCUCAUCAUCGCGUUCCUGGCGCCGCUCUGCGGCAGCCUCAUCGAUGCGAUCGGCCUGCGACCGUUCUUGGCCCUUGGCGCCGAGAUGGCGCUCGUCGUGGCCCACUGCAUCAUUGGUUUUAUGCCCGAGAUACCCGUGGUCUGGCCGCUCGUGCUAAUCGGUGUCGGUGCCUGCUUCUUCUCCUCUUCCAUGUGGCCCUGCGUACCAUAUGUCGUCGAGCCGCGCUUUGUAGGCACGGCGUUCGGGGCCAUGACGUCGUUUUCGAACAUGGGCCUCGCGGUCGUGCCGCUGCUUGUCGCGUCCGUGUACAACGCGUCGGGCAAGUACAUUCCCGACGUGGUCCAUGUGUUUUUGGGGUUUGCGAGCCUCACGGUUGCCUUUGGAUUGCUGCUGGCGAUCAUGGACGUCGCCAACGGCUACCGGCUCACACGCAAAUCCUUGUCGCCGAUGCUCGAGAAGCAGCACUCGCUUGGCGACGCGUCGUCGUCAUCGCUUCUCGACACCCUGCUCAUGGACGAGGACGAGGACGAGGAAGACGAGGAUGUGUAGAUGACUCUCUAGUGGUUACAAUGCGACGACGACGAUGAGUGUUAUUUCCAAUCGGGCCGCGCCACUCGGG